Messenger RNA from Serinus canaria (Common canary), 3006 nucleotides. RefSeq names its product yippee like 5 (gene YPEL5). The transcript has 8 exons. Lineage: Eukaryota; Metazoa; Chordata; Aves; Passeriformes; Fringillidae. Bases 705 to 1070 code for a protein of 121 amino acids. The record is from RefSeq and is a predicted model, not a curated record.
UGACAGGCGAGGCGGGGCCACGGCGGGGCGGAGCCGCGCGGCUGAUCCGGAGCGCCGGGGCCGUGGAGGGCGGGGGAGACACCGGGCACGGAGCGCCGCCGCCGCCGCUCCCCGCAGCCAGGCAGAGGCCAGGCCUUGUUUACUCGGACAGUCGCAGAAGUUGGCGGUGGACAUUGAAUCUCCAACCUCCCAAGAGACUGACCACACGUGUAUUUUUGGAUGUGCCUCCACCUGUGAGCAGGGAAACCUGGAAAGGUGAGAAGAGGAAGCUGAAGCCCAAUUCACAAGAUGCCAUGAUGAAGUUUCAGCCUGGUUCCAGGAUGGUGCUGAAGCAACACUGAGGCUCCUCCUGUGAGAUAUCCACAGUCCAGUGUAUAGAGAAAGUGCUUGCUGACUCUCCCAAGUGUUGACGGUCCUGUGUCUUCAAGAGAUGCAUUCCAGGACAAGAAAACACUGACUCAUUUGGUUUUGUGAAUAACCAAGAUCCUCGUCCACUACUUCGGAAAAUUCUGCUGGUAGCAUGAUGGAAUUGGUGGGAUAGUGUCACUUUCUGGAGCUAAGAGAAAUGGGUAUUAUAUCACCUUUAAAAGGAAGAGUCAUGACAUUGCUAUUAAUUUUUAUGUAUCCUUCAGAUGGGAUACAAAGAUUAACAGUGAUUUGAAAAAUCUGAAGGUCUUGAGUAGAAACUUAGAUAAAUUCUAAAAAUGGGAAGAAUUUUUUUGGAUCAUAUUGGUGGCACUCGCCUGUUCUCCUGUGCAAACUGCGACACGAUCCUGACCAACCGCUCUGAGCUCAUCUCCACUCGUUUUACAGGGGCCACAGGAAGGGCCUUUCUUUUUAACAAGGUGGUCAAUCUGCAGUACAGUGAAGUUCAGGAUCGGGUCAUGCUCACUGGCCGCCACAUGGUCCGGGACGUGAGCUGCAAGAACUGCAACAGCAAACUGGGCUGGAUCUAUGAGUUUGCCACUGAAGACAGCCAGCGCUACAAGGAGGGCCGCGUUAUCCUGGAAAGAGCCUUGGUCCGGGAGAGCGAGGGCUUCGAGGAGCACGUUCCAUCCGACAAUUCCUGAAGAGGCCCCGGUCUCUUCUCAGGUCUCUUCAAUUGAACCUCCAAUGUAAUAAAAUCAACAAAAAAAUCUGCUUACAUACACUGUCACCUUAGCAUCAGAGUCGGAUUCAUGGACUACAAAGUGGGAAAGAUUGUGAGAAUAUUUCAGAUGGAACCUUACUUUCUUUAUUCCUUUUAUAUUUUACUUUUCCUCCAGCAGCUGUUUGUAGAAAGAAUGUUGUGCAGAUGCUGUAACUUCUUCUCUUUCAUUUACAUCUGUUAGAUUUGAGAUUGUAUCUUAAGGUACAGUGGGCUAAAAGGAAAAUAUUUGCAGGAUUUGUCUUUUGUUGGAGAGAAAUUCAAUGAGAGUUUUUUUUUUAGUUUGCACAAACUCAUGUCAGCAUCAAGUUAUUUUAAAACUACAGAUGUUUUUUUAAAAGUAUAUUCCAACUUUUGGCUUAAGUUUUUAGUUAGGUUUUUGGUUUUUUGGGGUUUUUUUACCCAGCCUUUUCACCUGGUUUGCUAGCUAAAGUGAAGAGAUCCGAAUUUGUGCUGAGUGCUAAAGGUUCAGUGUUGGUACAGCUUGGGCUGGCCCAUGUGCCAUAUUCUUGUUGAGGUUGAUUGGUAGCACAGAGCCCAUUAUUUCUUGUCAUUCUUGACCCAAAGAUGUCACCAUUCCUUGUUUAUUCGUGAAGUCCCAUUCACCACAUAAACUGGUGUUGAUUGGAAACUAUCCUUGAAAUAGGGUGAAACUGCUUGGCUUUUUUUAACUUUAACAGAUGUAACUUAUGAGCAUAGUAAUAAUAUAAAGUAAUAGCUGUCUGUUUAGUCUUGCAUUGCUUACAAAUCCAGCUGUGUUUGUAAUGAUAGGGAUUCACUGAGAAACUACUGUUUCAGUAGUCUUUUUUUUUUCAUUUCUCUACUAAUCUCAUUAAGUUAGACAGGGAAUUGCAAAUCUUAAUUCUUCUUCAAGUAGCUUUCUUUAAACCCAGAACUUCCUAUGUUAAACACAGCUGCUGUGUAAAAGGAGAAGAUUGCCAGCAUGUUUGUUCAUGCGUAGAGUUAUGCAAUCUGCAUCUCUUGAAAAGAUUAACUUAAACAGCUUGUUUUCAAAUGCUGCUUCUGGUGUUGAAACCUUUAUCUCUCAACUUUGUUGAACGUUUUCAUUGUGAUGUUAUGUUUUUAUCUUUCUGGGCAGCAGUACAUGUCAUCCUAGUAGUAACUAGUGACUUGAAUUCCUGCUUUGUUCUUGUAGAGGUCAGCUCUGUUUAAGACAGUGAUCUUGCUUGCCUUUUUUAGCAAAAAUGCUGUUCAUUAACUUAACUCAAGGGUGCCCAAACUAUUUCAUUGUGUCUUAAGCCAUAAGUUAGGAUCUCAAGGGCUGAAAUUUAUUUGAAUGCUAGAUAUGUAUGAUUUCUUAUCCAAGAUAUGAGUUGGUUGUGGUUUUUUUCUUAUUGGAUAAAUUGUGGUCAACGUGAAUUAAGUUACCCACAGACGUAGGAAGGGGGGGGACCCCCACCCAGCAAAUGGAUCUGGGUUCUGACCUUUCAGAGUAAUUUUCUUCUCUAGACACAGCUCCAUAUCUGAAACUAAGAUGUGGAGGGUGACUAUGCAGAGUAUUUUUCUUAAUUUUUUUUUGUUUGCCAAGUGGCAAGUUGGACACCCCUGACUUGAAUCUACUGCCUCUUUCAUGUAAAGGUAGCUUUGUUCUAGAAAUGUCACAUAGAAAGAAAACAGAGUAGAUCGCAUACCAGAGCUGUGCUUGAAUCAAGCUGCUUAAACAAUAGUGUACUUGUGCCUCAAAUGAAUCAGUUUUUGCACUGAGUACAGUAGUACCCCAUUAUCUUGUACUUCUGUCCUUCACAGACCCUGGAAGCGCCAUUAGCAUGGUUCUCUGCAGUACUUUUCUUGUACUUCUGACAUUACAGUACAAUAAAGUAUGUUUUGUCCUGAACUGA